This is a messenger RNA of Sesamum indicum (sesame), 749 nucleotides long. Its product is annotated as acyl-CoA-binding protein. The record is from RefSeq and is a predicted model, not a curated record. Gene Ontology annotation, biological process: fatty acid metabolic process. Gene Ontology annotation, molecular function: fatty-acyl-CoA binding. Lineage: Eukaryota; Viridiplantae; Streptophyta; Magnoliopsida; Lamiales; Pedaliaceae.
ACGAAUAUACUCUCUACACGUAUCGAAUGCUUCCCAGCACUCAACUAAAAAUUUGCAUCGAAAACUCCGUCACUCACUGCCAAUCGAUUCAUAUAUAAACCAUCACUCACACGGAUACUUGUUGCUAUCACUACUGACAGCAAAGCAGAACAAGAAAUCUCUCUGACUGCACGAAGAACCGAGAAGCAAAGAUGGGAUUGAAGGAAGAGUUUGAGGAGUAUGCUGAGAAAGCCAAGACCUUGCCUGAGAAUACCACCAAUGAGAACAAACUAAUUCUCUAUGGACUGUUCAAGCAAGCCACAGUUGGAAAUGUUAACACAAGCCGUCCUGGUAUCUUUAACAUGAGGGAUAGAGCAAAGUGGGAUGCUUGGAAGACUGUUGAAGGAAAAUCCCAGGAGGAAGCGAUGAGCGAUUAUAUCACUAAGGUGAAGCAGUUGCUGGAAGAAGCUUCUGCUUCAAGCUGAUUGCAACUUCAAUUUAAUUAUCAUUAGUGAGUGACUUGCUUGUACCAGAAGUUUGAAACAAAAAAAUGCGACAACCUAUGAUCUGUGUGGUUUUUAAUUUUUAUAGUCUGCGUGUUUUGGCUGUUCCUUUAUGCUUGAAUUCAACGGGGUUGUAUCGUUCUAGAAUACUACAAUUAUGAUGGUUAUGUUCUGUUUUCAGGUCAUUUUGAUAUUAACUGGUAAUAUCCAAACGGAGUCAGUGUUUCCAAUUGCUGCAUUCUUACAAUGGUGAAUCAAGAUUGAGUA